Messenger RNA from Radiomyces spectabilis, 1362 nucleotides. RefSeq lists its product as uncharacterized. The record is from RefSeq and is a predicted model, not a curated record. NCBI's taxonomy places the organism in Eukaryota, Fungi, Mucoromycota, Mucoromycetes, Mucorales, Radiomycetaceae. Gene Ontology annotation, biological process: endoplasmic reticulum calcium ion homeostasis. Gene Ontology annotation, molecular function: calcium ion binding. Gene Ontology annotation, cellular component: endoplasmic reticulum. Bases 56 to 1012 code for a protein of 318 amino acids. The transcript is spliced from 7 exons.
AUGGGUCAGUAAAACUCAUUAUUUGACGGUAGGCUUAACGUGGCAAAACUUUUAUAUGGAAAUGAUGCUUGGAGCGGUAUUCCUGUUAUAUCUCGCGACAUGGUACAAUGGACGUGCGACGAAUCUGCGUUUGGCUCAGCAAUGGUUGUUCGCCCACCGAGAAUACCUUGAAGAGCAGUUUGCUCUUGUCGGAGACCGAGUAGGAAACGAACACACCCUUUUGAAACGCGAUGGUCCCGCCGAUUUCUUAUUGUACACUUCUGGUCGUCGUAAUGUUCAAUUUGCCCACUGGUGGAUCAAGUUGAAGUCUCGCAAUGAUGUAAUCAAUUACUUUGUUGAAGAAUUACUGGCUUUCUUUGGUGCGGUUCAAAAGCCAGUCGAUAAAGUGUCUGUGACGCUUCGUUUGGAUGGAGGCACCGAGAAGUUUGUGUUUGCCAUCUUGGAUAAGAGCAUUGUGAAGGAAACGCGCGAACAGCGAUACGAUCUGAAAUCGGUGACAAAAAUCUCUGAUGCUUCCGGCUUGCCGAGCAAUCUCGUUGUAUAUUCCGAAUCUCAGAAAUUGACGGACACUAUUCUCAAAUCGCCCAUUGGCCAACUGUUGAAGAAAUCCAAGGGAUUAGAAUCCUUGAUUAUUUCCAGUUUGCCAACUUUUGCUCCUCAAAAAUUUGAGGGUGACAAGGAUUUGGUUGCCACGUUGACUUUCAGCCUGAAAGCCGAACAGGAUCCCCUUGUUGAACUUUCAUGUGAAUUGCCCGACAUGCUUCAAGACCUUCGUUUCGGUGUCGAGAUCAAGAACAAAUUGCGCAAGAAUCGUGAAGAGAUUGAAAAGGAGUAUUCAAAGAUUUUGGCCGAAGAACGUGCAGAAGAAUUGGCUCGCAAGAAAGCCGAAGCCAAGCGAGCGGAAGAAGAACGAAUCCGCAAACUGCCUGCGGCUGAACAGCGUAAAUGGGAAGAGAAACAAAACGCAAAGGAAAUGCGCAAACAGCAAAAGAAGCGUACCAAGCGAGCAUAAAUAAUAAAAACAAACUGGAUCAACACAUAGUGAGUUUUAUGUCUUUGGAAUCGUGCUCUUUUUUUUUUGGGAAGGGAAGAAGUUGUUCGUGGUGAGAUGACUGGCAAAGGUUUGGUUAUUAUUUUUUUGGGGUCUUUUAGAAAGGACAAUUAAGAAGAGGAUUUCGUUUGCCAUGCGGGUUUAUCGGAUUCGGCUACUUCGCGUAAAUGUUCCAUAAGGGCUUGAUUCUUUUGGGCAUUACUGGCUUUAAUGUCGUCGGCUUCUCGUUGAAGUUUGGGAUUCAAGCGCUAAAAAAAAAGAAAAGAAUGUAAGUUCACCUUGCCAACCGGAAACCCCCCAAUAAGAACAAC